AUGCCAGCUCCCGUUGAGAAUGCUACUCCUUCGACGAUUCGGGGAGGCAACGAACAAUCCCGUCCUCGCAUUUCCCAGCCUCUAGAAUAUUCCGGCAGCUUAGAUUCGUAUCCUCACAGCGACUUGACACCUGUCAUUGGCACCGAAUACAGUGGACUUCAAGUCGCCGAAAUCCUCAAAUCGGAACAACGCGACCAGAUAAUCACCGACCUUGCUGUAACAAUCUCCAAGCGAGGUGUUCUGUUCCUGAGAAACCAAGAUGUAACGCCUCAACAAAUGAAGGAGUUCGGAGAAAGAUUGACCGUUCUGGCAGGAUGUCCAGAAUCAUCAGGACUGCAUGUCCACCCUCUCACGGAAGAAGGAAGCGAACUAGGCGACCAAAUCAGCGUGAUUAGCAGCGAGAAACAAAAGAAGGGAGGCGGUCUCACACAUCAACUUAGCGACACCAGCCGAUUCGCCUCCGUCGGAUGGCACACAGACAUCAGUUUCGAACGCGUCCCGUCGGACUACGCGAUGCUGAAGAUUCACACCUUGCCUGUAACAGGCGGAGACACGCUCUGGGCAUCAGGGUACGAGGUCUAUGAUCGUCUUUCACCGGACAUGGCAGCGUUUCUAGAAACGUUGACCGCGACGCAUGACGCGACCUUCUUUCAUGACGAGGCGAGGCGGUUGGGGAAUCCGCUGCGGAAGGGAAUUCGAGGGUCGCCGCUCAAUUCGGGCGAGGAGUUGACGGCUGUGCAUCCCGUGAUCAGGACUAACCCGGUCUCCGGAUGGAAAUCAGUCUAUGUGAAUAAGGGCUUCACGAAGCGAAUUAACGGCGUAACUAAGGAUGAGUCAGAUAUGUUGCUGCAUUACUUGUUCAACCUUGUGACUCAAAACCACGACGCCCAAGUUCGCUUCAGGUGGAACAAGAACGAUAUGGCUAUCUGGGAUAACCGAUCCACCUGGCAUUGUGCGACUUAUGACUAUGCCGAAGCUCGGGCUGGAGAUCGGGUUUGUAGUCUGGGUGAGGCGCCAUACUUAGACCUGCAGUCGAAAUCCAGGAAGCAGGCGCUUGGGGAAGCAUAG
Molecule: messenger RNA, 1068 nt
Organism: Aspergillus melleus
Lineage: Eukaryota; Fungi; Ascomycota; Eurotiomycetes; Eurotiales; Aspergillaceae
Product: TauD/TfdA dioxygenase family protein
Exons: 5
Coding region: 1-1068 (355 amino acids)
Cellular component (GO): cytoplasm
Molecular function (GO): 2-oxoglutarate-dependent dioxygenase activity
Source: RefSeq, a predicted model, not a curated record